UCGACGCGCCGGCUCCUUAAAAGCGCCCCCGUCCCUCUCGCUCUAGCAAUGCAAGCCCGCCGUCACUCUACUUGCCGUUCGCUCUCUCUCCGGUGGUUUCUCUCUCUAAAAACUCGACUUCGCCUUCAGAAGCCUUUUUAGCUUCAUCUCCACAUUCAGUACUGAGACUUUGUCGCAGCGUCCUCCGGGCUCAGGUUCAAUAAUGAGAGAUCUGCAGUCCCACUUAAAUGAGCCGCCAAAAGAUGGUGAAAGUUCAGAUGGUUUUGAAUGUUAUGUUUGGCUGAUGAAGGAUAAAAAAACCAUAAGUCGGGCACAGUGCUCCAACGCACCAAUUAAAAUGACUCCGAUUUUGGACAUAUCUGAUAUAGUUCGACCAAAUACUCUUGAGUCUCUUACUGGAUUACCUCAUUUUUUUCUAUGCUCCGCGUCUGAAGAUUCUAUGCAGCAGAAGGAGUGGGGGCUGUUCUUGGGUUUCCUCAAGAAAACCAAGAAGGUGGCUGUUGCAAAAAAUGGAUCAUCUGUGUUUUACAUACUUCCUCCCAAUGAAGGCUUCAAUUUUGACAGCGCUGUAGUUUCAUACCGGAUAGGGAGAGCUCAUCGUGUAUAUAAUGGACAAAAGUGUGGGAUAUCUGAGAUAAGCACAGCUGAGCCUUUGAAUCUGGAUGUGGAUGCAAAUAAAAGACGUAGAAUUUUGCAACCUAGCACUGAAUCAACAAAUACUUCCAUGCAUUCUGGGCUGUUGUCUCCCUUGGAGGAGGCUGCUGCUCCAAAGUUUCACAUUGGUGAGGAGUUUAUCGACCGCAGAUCAGAUGCGUUUAUGGAUAAACGUUCUCCUGAUGGUAAUUUUGUAGAAGCCAAGGGCGAUGUACAUGAUCAUGAAUUGAGGAAGAAAUCUAUUAGCAGACGUAAUUCAAAUGCUAUCGGGCACAAGCCUCCCUUGGAGAAUAACUAUGUACGAACAGACCCAAGUUAUUUGAAAACGCUUGGUCAAGCACAUUCUGGCUGGAUUUUUGGUGCAGUUGCUGAGCUUGUUGACAAUUCAAGAGAUGCAAAAGCAACCAAAUUGGAAAUUUCUAUUGAGACUGUAUAUUCAAAAAAUGUUGGCUUAGAAAUUCCUAUGCUGUCCGUUAUUGAUGAUGGCCAUGGAAUGACCCAUCAGGAGAUUGUUACAAUGAUUUCUUUUGGGCACAAGGAACCCGAUGCAGAUGAUCCUGAUCGUAUUGGAAGAUUUGGCGUUGGAUUUAAGACUGGAGCAAUGAGACUUGGUAAGGAUGCAUUGGUUCUGACCCAGACUGCUAAUUCCAGAUCUAUAGCUUUCCUUUCCCAGUCGCUAAAUGAAGGAAAAGAUAAUCUGGAGAUACCCAUUGUGAGCUACUGCAGGAAGGGAAAUUUUAUGGAAGUGGACACUAGUGUACAAUCUGAAGUUUUAGCAAAGAACAAUUUGAAGGAUAUUAAAAAUUUUUCUCCAUUCAAUAAGUAUCUGAUUGGAGAAAAGGCUGGAUUGUUCAGUGGACGUAGUACAGGAACACAAAUUUACAUAUGGAAUUUGGAUAAAUGGGGUUCAGAUUAUAGCCUGAAAUGGGAGAAGGGGGUUAGUGGUGGGAGUUCCUUCCACCAAGGUGACAUACUGAUUCGUUCCAAACGAAUCAGAUCUCGUCCAGGCCAGACAAGUCGUAUAGUGCCUUUAGACUAUUCGCUUCGAUCUUAUUUAGAAGUUAUCUUCUUAGAUCCACGAAUGAAGAUAUAUGUUCAAGGAUCAUUGGUUAAAAGUCGUCCAUUAGCAAAAUCUCUCAAUAAAACUGUUGUGGAAAAUGGUUUUAUCAUGGGAAAACCUGUUCAACUAACUCUUGGUCGCUGUCAAUUAGAAUUGGAGCAAGCAAAUUGUGGAGUAUUCUUGUAUUGGCAUGGCCGCUUGAUUGAGGCUUACAAGAGGGUUGGUCGCAUGAUUCAUAGUGCAGAUAUUGGUCAUGGGGUAAUUGGUGUUACAGAUGUUACUGAUUUAAUGAGUGAUUGUAAUGGUCACGUAUGGGUUCAUAGCAAUAAACAAGGGUUCCAGGACUGUGAAUUGUAUGCCCAGCUGGAAGAUUGGCUGGGUAAAACUUCAGAUCAAUACUGGUCCAAAUAUAUUGAUACACUAAAAGUGAAAAAGGGUAGUACUCUCCACAAACCUGAUAAUGAAUGGGUGCAAUGUGACAUGUGUAGGAAGUGGAGAAUGUUGAGCUCUUGUUUUGACAGCAAGCAGUUGCCUCAAGAAUGGUUCUGUUAUAUGGAGCCUUUCAAUGGGAAAUGUGAGAUGCCUGAACAAAAGGUUGAACCUGGGGUGAUCACGGUAUCUGAGAAAUGGCCUGGAUAUGGUCCUGAGCAGAAUUCAGUCGAGUGCACAGAUGUACUGCCUGUAAAGACAACAAGCAUGUCAGAAGACAGUAGUUAUGAUGACUCAAGUCAGACUGUUGAGAAUGAUGUUCAGCUUCCAUCCUUAAAAAGGCUAAGAAGAGGACCUGCACAUGAUGUACAGCAUCCAUCCUUAAAAAGGCUAAGAAGAGGACCUGCACGUGAUUGUAAACAGACAUGAUAGUGUAUGAGAUUGCUCUGUUGUUGGUUUUUGUGCAAGUCUUAUUUUGUUGUUAAUUCAUGAAAAAAUUCAUUUUUACUUGUGUGAGUUGGAUGUUACAUAUGUUCCCUGCUCACCAUCUGUAGCUCAGCUGAAUAUGAUUUGUUGAAAUGUAUAAAAUUUUAGACCACCUGAUUUUGGAACGCCUGACAUUUGAGAGAAGAGCACUUUCCCCCAAUCCCGCUCUUGAUAACAAUUUGGCUGGUGUGAGGCAUUUGUUGCAGAAUUAGGGCACUUUACCAUUCUCUCAUGAAGCUUUGGUGGGGAUCGAUAUCGAUUUUUGUAGAGUGGCUUUUAAAAAGGGAGGUGUUAUUUACACUCUUGGAGCACUUAGGGUUUUUGAGAGACUUGUAUAUUUAUAGAUGAAUAUCUAGAUUGAGUCUCAUUAACGAAAUUAUGUUUUAUUUCGGACUUUCAUUGGAAAGAAAUGAUCCAUGUAUCUAAUGCUGAAUCUCAUGAACAUCAAUGAACUAUUGAGUCUCAUUUAUGAAAUUAUGCUUUAUUUCGGACUUUCAUUGGAAAGAAAUGA
Messenger RNA from Cornus florida, 3140 nucleotides. RefSeq lists its product as uncharacterized. Gene Ontology annotation, cellular component: nucleus. The record is from RefSeq and is a predicted model, not a curated record. NCBI's taxonomy places the organism in Eukaryota, Viridiplantae, Streptophyta, Magnoliopsida, Cornales, Cornaceae. The transcript has 16 exons. Gene Ontology annotation, molecular function: ATP hydrolysis activity; zinc ion binding. The coding region runs from base 203 to 2572 and encodes 789 amino acids.